AUGGACGAACUUGGGAAAGCAAAAGACUCUUCCAUUAGUGUUGCUGUUCGAAUUCGACCUCUAACGCCCCUUGAGAAAACGUAUAUACAAGAUGAAUAUGAGAGCUUAAGUAUUGAUGGCAGAAACAGGGCUGAAACCGACUCACCAAAUGGAGAGGACACUCACUUUGGGGAUCUGAGGAACCAAAGAAUUGUUGCUUCGUCAUUUCCUCUAAAUUUGACUAUCAAGAGAGUUCUUGAUGUUGUUGAUGAUCGAAUGUUGAUUUUUGACCCAAAGAAUAACAAUUCACGUGGAAUAACUCGAAGACAUACUUUGAAUUCAGGUAGUAUUGGUUCACAUAAUAGACGACACAAGGAACAUAAGUUCAUUUUUGACAAAUUAUUUGAUGAGCAAGCCACCCAGAAUGAUGUAUAUGAACACACAGCAAAGCCUUCGGUUGACGCUGUAUUGGAUGGAUUCAACUCUACCAUAUUUGCAUAUGGUGCAACUGGUUGUGGUAAAACAUUCACUAUUACGGGAACACCAGAGCAACCGGGAAUCUUGUUCUUAGCAUUAGAGGAACUGUUUCAAAAAAUUGAGGACCAAACAGAUAGGAAAAUUUCUGUCCAGGUAAGUUACUUGGAAAUUUACAAUGAAACCAUUAAAGACCUACUUAAUGUUGAAACAUGUCCAAAGAGACUAGCAAUAUUAGAAAAUGAAAACCAAGAGAUAAUUGUUUCAAAUCUAACUAAGGUUGAUACGAACAAUGUCGAGGAGGUAAUGGAUGUCGUUGUGAAAGGAAACUAUAAUAGGACUGUAUCACCAACUGAAGCAAACCUGAACUCAUCUAGGUCACAUGCAGUUUUGCAGGUCUACAUUACACAGACUCCUACAGUUUCUGAUAUUUAUGAAAAAAGUACGAAAUCUAUUCUUUCCAUUAUUGAUUUAGCUGGUAGUGAGAGGGCUAGUGCAACUAAGAAUAAAGGCACGACUUUGCAUGAAGGUGCUAAUAUUAAUAAAUCAUUAUUAGCAUUGGGAAACUGUAUAAAAGCAUUAUGUGAUCCAAGAAAAAUUUCGCAUGUUCCUUAUAGAGACUCUAAAUUGACAAGAUUAUUGAAGUUUUCCUUGGGUGGUAACUGUAAAACUGUCAUGAUUGUAUGUGUUGCACCAAGCUCAAGGCAUUAUGAUGAAACACUAAAUGCCUUGAAAUUUGCCAAUAGGGCUAAGGAGAUUAAAACCAAAGUCAUGAGAAACAGAACCACUGUGAUGAAGCAUGUAGGAUCCUAUAUGAAAAUAAUAUCCGACCAAAAAAGGCGAAUAUAUGAACUCGAAACACUUAUGAACUCAACGAUCAAAAGAGAAGUUGACAAGUCCUUUAAUAAACAUAACAGAAUACGUAACCAGAUUUAUUCAAUGAUUGACAGACUCUGGAACAAUGUUAACAAGGUGGCGCAUUUGAAGGUAGAAAAGAUUCAUAUUGUUGUCAAACGGAAGUUAAUGAUGAUAUAUAUCAGGCAAAUCAAGGAUUUCUACAGUGGGUUAGAGAGGUAUGAUACUUUGGAUAAGCUUAAUGAUUUGAAAGUGGAUAUUUACACUAUAAUUGAAAGUUCUACUUUACAACUAGCCACUUUAGCAGAAUCUUACAAUAAAAGGUCUGAAUUAGACUCGAUUCUGUUGGAUACUGCAAAUGCCUUUUUGCUGAAAUUGAAAGAGCUGGAAGGAUGGAACCAGGAGUAUGAAGACUUAUACAAAAGAGAAGUUGAUUAUCUCAAAGCUGACAUUGAACGGCAAGUGUUUUAUGAGUCAUCCAUACUGUUGGAUCAACUCAUUGAAAACUCUGAUGAAAUUGCUAAUCUAGAUCUGAUUCCUAAAAUACUGGCACAAUAUUUAUCCGUUGUGGAAGAUGUUGCUAAGGAUUUCAAAACGGUUGAGGAGGCACGGAUGAGAUGCUAUCAACUAUCCGACAAUCUUGUUGAAAGCUGCAGUCAAUUGAAGAAUAUUGAGUUGGAUACACUUUCCAAUGAAUUGAAUUCAACCAAUUUGAAAAAACGCAGGAUAAGUAGUAAUGGAGAGGUAUUUGAUAAAGGUGGUGAGAGAUCAGAACUAUCGUUUAUAAGGCAAGGAAAUAGGAUUAGUUCCAUAAACAACAAAUUGAUGAGGAUCAAUUUGAGUAAUGACGAAGAAAAAUAUAAGGAUGCCCAUAUGGAUUCUAUGUCCGAGGUAGAUUCCUCUUUGGUUCUUGAAACCGAGCCAAAGACAAAUCCACCACCUAGGGUUACACCUGUGGCGCAAAAUUUAUUCUUAGGGUCCGAAUCAACACCACGUAAUGAAAAUGUGAUUGAUGUUCUCCAAGAUUAUGAAUCUCCAGAAUUUGUUAGAAAAAAAAGCUAUAGUAGCACCAUGAAUGAUGAAAAAUUCACCAUUCCGGAAGAAGAUGAUUCCAAUUCGAGUGUUAUUAUUCGGAAGCCAAAAGAAACUGCCAAUUCAAACAAUUUGUACUUCAGGUCUCCCAUUUCCCCAGUAGCACCAAAAGUAAAAUCCGAGAAAUUGACAUCCAAGAAACUCCCCGCCUCUCCAAGAAUAACCAGUCCACAUAGGCUGUUGGGACUAGAUGCUGACAAUAACACUUUCCAGUUCAAGCUUCGUGAAUCUAUGGGCAACAUGGACAUCUUCUCCAACAAGGAAAACUUUGAAGGUGAAGAUGAUCCGAGCACAGACAUUUCAAAAAAAUUGAACAUCGACAUGUCAUGA
Molecule: messenger RNA, 2730 nt
Organism: Pichia kudriavzevii
Lineage: Eukaryota; Fungi; Ascomycota; Pichiomycetes; Pichiales; Pichiaceae
Exons: 1
Coding region: 1-2730 (909 amino acids)
Biological process (GO): microtubule-based movement
Molecular function (GO): ATP binding; microtubule binding; microtubule motor activity
Source: RefSeq, a predicted model, not a curated record